This is a messenger RNA of Vanessa atalanta (red admiral), 713 nucleotides long. RefSeq names its product peptidyl-prolyl cis-trans isomerase-like 1 (gene Cypl). Gene Ontology annotation, biological process: protein peptidyl-prolyl isomerization; protein folding. The record is from RefSeq and is a predicted model, not a curated record. Lineage: Eukaryota; Metazoa; Arthropoda; Insecta; Lepidoptera; Nymphalidae. The coding region runs from base 182 to 697 and encodes 171 amino acids. The transcript has 3 exons. Gene Ontology annotation, molecular function: peptidyl-prolyl cis-trans isomerase activity. Gene Ontology annotation, cellular component: catalytic step 2 spliceosome.
UAUAAAUUCCGACUUCAGAGGCUACAAUAUUUUCUGUUGUAAUCAAUUCUAUUUCAUUGGCUCGUCAACAUUUACAUUUAUAUUUCAUUGUAACUUUUUCAUAGCCACGGCUUACAUACUAAGUAUCAAAUAAAAAAUAUAUAUUUAAUAAUUUAAACUUUACUUGUUGCACAACUUAAUCAUGCUUGGCUAUGCAAACGCUGGAAUCCCAGAUAAGUCUUGGCAACCACCAGUUGCUGUACUGGAAACAACAAUGGGUACCAUCACAGUGGAAAUGUACUGGAAACAUUCACCUCUCACGUGUCGAAACUUCAUGGAACUAGUAAGAAGAGGUUAUUAUAAUAAUACUAAAUUUCACAGAGUCAUAAGAGAUUUUAUGAUUCAAGGUGGUGAUCAUACAGGAACUGGUAAAGGUGGCCAAUCAAUAUAUGGCCCUCAAUUUGAUGAUGAACUAAAUUCUAAUUUAAAGCAUACAGGUGCUGGUAUAUUGUCUAUGGCUAAUGCGGGCCCAAACACAAAUGGAUCACAAUUUUUUAUCACUUUAGCCCCAACACAGUGGCUUGAUGGCAAACACACUAUAUUUGGAAGAGUGCAAAGUGGGAUGGCAGUUGUAAAAAGAAUAGGUUUAGUAGAGUGUGAUAAAAAUGAUUGCCCCGUUGAUGAUAUUAAAAUUGAAAGAUCUUAUAUUCCUAAAUAAAUACACUAAUGAUAAU